Cetraspora pellucida is the source of this 981-nucleotide messenger RNA. NCBI's taxonomy places the organism in Eukaryota, Fungi, Glomeromycota, Glomeromycetes, Diversisporales, Gigasporaceae. The record is from the annotation of a GenBank genome assembly.
AUGGCUUCACAAUAUGAGUUCCUUGCAAUUAUUAAAGAGGAAGUAAUUUGUGAAUUCUGUGAUAUUAUGCGAUGUCUUUGCGACUCUAGCGACAUUAUUAUAGUAACAAAAGAAGAUCAUAUGUGUUUGUCAGGAACCGAUAUAGCAGGCUGGCAACAUCCUAUUAUUAAGUUGAAAGCACGAAUGUUUUCGACAUAUCACGCAUCAUAUGAGAAUAUUUAUAAACUUUUUUCACCUGGAAUAAAACCGAUUUUUAAGAGUUUCACUAAAGUCGCAAAAUUGAUGUUCUAUGUCAAACCGAAUUCAGAUCGCAUAGUAUUCGAAAUUGGGGAUCAAACUGCUGAUGUUAUGAGGUUUUCACGAAGUUAUACUAACCUCGCGAAUUUCGAUCUUGUGGUUUCAAACAUUGAUCCUAAGGAUUGCAAAAACAAAUGGACUAUCAUACCAUCGAUCAUGAAAGAAUGGUUGAAUGAAUUAGGUCGAACGGUGAACGAGAUCACAUUUCAUCAUAUAAAAAAUGAAGGAAUUCAUAUAAGAGCAGUUGAUGAAAUGAAAGUAGAUGAAGAUGGAGUCGGACAAUCGGUGCUCUCAAAUUUCUUCGUUAGUAAGGAUACAUUUCAAGAAUACGAAAUUGACAAAGCAUGGAGUUUAACGCUUUUUAUUCAACAUUUAAGAAAAAUCUGCAAUCUAGCAUAUUCUAUGAACAGUUACCUUAAAGUACAUUUCAGUACUGAGGCAGACGAAAUGAUAAAGAAAUCAAAUCUAUUUCGGAUGCAAAUGCUUUUUAGUUCAGAAGAGGAAUAUUUUAAAAUGGAAGCAUUGAUGUUUGGUAGUCUAGCUGGUUCGACAAAUCCAAGUAAUGUAAGAAUUCCGCAAGCAACAAUGGAUGUUUUGGAGAGGAAUGAAAAUCCAGAAGAUACAUUACACAUCGCUGAGGGUGGAAUGAUUUCUAUAGAAGAGCACAGAAUGUUAUUACAAUGA